UACCGAAGAAUGCCGAUAAUAUCCGACCACUGGGUCGUGGUGCAACGCGGCGCUGCUAUAGCGUCGUAUUUUUAUUGACAAACAUUGUUGGCCUUGAGGUCGAGAAACGUCGUCAGCUGUUAAUAUGCAACUUACAAGCCGUGUUUAUGUGUUUCUGUGACUAAUUUCUGCCGAUCUGUGCUCAUAUUUUUACUUGCGAUAGUCUAGAGUUAGUUUGAAUAUACUUGUUUUACUAAACUCUGCCACUGGUACUGUGGAGUGUGGUGGACUGUGGUAGCGUUGAAAUGUCUGUACCUGGCAAAGGAACACUCGACCAUAUUGAAUCAUCCGAUGGCGAUGGCGAUGGUAGUGAAAAUCCACAGCAUCCACCGGAGUGGUUUACAAAUUACAUGGCGCAGUUCAAGAGGGAUUUGAAAUCCGAAAUUGAAGACUUCAUCACGAAGGUGGUAACCGAGGCAGUGAAAUGCUCCCCUUCAAGAGGCGUGGACACGGAUGGGAAAAUCAAGAACCCUGAAACUGAUACAGUUUCAGGAGACAGUGUUACAUUAGGAAGAUCUCAGGAAGGGCACGAGGAAACACGAGACACAUCUGACAGUCGUGAGUGGGACUGUGACAGCGAGUUCAGCAGUGAAGAUAAUGAUUUUAUUGUUGUCAAGCUUCCUCCAUGCUUUGAUGUCCCCUCUGCUGCUAACAAGACACACCACCAAUCCAAUGCUACUGGUGGUGUAUCGAAGGGAGACGGUGUGAACAGCAUGGUAACUGAAGACCCGAACAUAAGAACGACGGUCGAUAGCUCGCCCGCCGAAGAAAAACAAACGCGUAACGAACAGCGGGAAGCAUCCUUCGGCGACGAUGGCGAUGCCGACGCGUCGGUCGAAAACGACAAGUCUGCAACUAAGGAGGCGCCGUCGGCGGAGAGCGGGCGCGACGAGAGCUGCGGCGCCGCGGGAACGGCUUCCACUGAGAGCGGCGGCGGAUGGUUCGCGGCUCCCGCGGGAUUAGAAGUGCUGAUCGAGUUCAAGAACGACUUCCCAUCGGCGACGACGAUGACGUCCGAGGUCGUCACGAAGGUGAGCAACGUCGCGCGGAUGUCCGCGGCGAGGCAGAAGAAGAGGAGGCACGCGCCGAGCUUCCGAGCCCCAGAGUUCGUCGCCACCGACGACGAUCUCGUCGAGGUGAGCACGAGGGAGGAGCAGCAGCGGCGCGCGGAGGACGAGUCGGAGCACGCGGAGGACGAGUCGGAGCGCGCGCCGCCAAGCGACGACGAGGACGGGCUCGACGACGCACGGCGGGAGGCGGAGCGUCUGGCAGAGCAGGGGCGUGUGGCGGAGCAGGAGCAUCUGGCAUGGCUGUUAAGGUUGCAUCGUCACGAGUUUGUCGUCUCGCGCGACGGCCUGGUGGCCGACCGGGUGACCGAGUGGGCCGAGGAGCCCGCGAACGCCAAGCACCGAAAGUUUGUCGUCUCCGUCGACGGGAUGGUCGUCUCCCUGCCUGACGUCGAGGAGGUACGAAGCGAUGGCGGCGAGGCAAAGAGCAUGGGAGGAGACGAGGAAGAGGAAGCAGGGGAGAUGGACGGGGAUGCUUCGGAGGCCGGCAGCUCUCAGGGAAAUGCCAACGGCAACAACACCCACUCUGAAAGUAACGAUCACACCUAUUCCAGCAGUCACAGUCACACAUGGAGUGGGAUCAACCAGCUUGGCGACUAUUGUUAUACUGCUUGGAACUCUGUGUUCGGAAAUGAAAACAAAUGCAAAUCCAAGUGUCAUAGGCACCAACAGAACACAGGCCAAAAUCAGAUGCGUUUUUCCCGGAAACCUCCAGCACCACCAACAUGGACACCGCCCGCAUCCCAAGCUGCCCCUCCCCCAACAUCAGCACCACCAACAUCAGGACCACCCACAUCCCAGGCUGCCCCUCCCCCAACAUCAGCACCACCCACAUCCCAGGCUGCCCCUCCCCCAACAUCAGCACCACCCACAUCCCAGGAAUUAUGA
Molecule: messenger RNA, 1994 nt
Organism: Priapulus caudatus
Lineage: Eukaryota; Metazoa; Priapulida; Priapulimorpha; Priapulimorphida; Priapulidae
Exons: 6
Coding region: 285-1994 (569 amino acids)
Source: RefSeq, a predicted model, not a curated record